This is a messenger RNA of Symbiodinium natans, 4347 nucleotides long. The record is from the annotation of a GenBank genome assembly. Lineage: Eukaryota; Dinophyceae; Suessiales; Symbiodiniaceae.
AUGUCUGCUGACCCGGCGAAAGUGGAGGAACUCUGCAAACUCAUCACCGACAGCUUGCCGGAGAUCGACAAGCGCUUCGCUGCCCUGGAGAAGGCCACCAAGACUGUCCCCGAGGACUUAGAGAAACGUCUGGCACUCCUGGAGCAGAAGCUCGCAAGCCCAACCCCAGCAGGUUCUGGGGCCCCGGCCCCAGGCGCAGGGGCCGGGGAUGAGGAGGUGCACAAGCGCUUGGCCACAAUCGAGAGCACUGCGGCAACACAUCGUGAGGACUUGCACCAGAAGUUGGAUGCGAACAAGAAGGAAAUGCAACGGCUGGUGGCUUCUCUGGAGGAGAAGAUCGACACUGCCGGGGGCGCACCAGGGGGCGAUGAUGUGAAGAAGGGGGCGGAAGCUCAGAUCAUGAAGAAGGUUGCGACCAGGCUCCAGGACUUCGAGUCGCAGAUCACAAGUCAGCUCUCCUCGGUGGCCACGGACUUCGACAAGAAGCUCUCCCACGUGCAUCGUUCCACCGGAGCCACGAAGCCCAUUGACGGCGCAGGGGCUGGGGGGGAUACUGGUCUCGACACCAUGGCCGAGGACGUUGAUCAGCUCAAGUUCGACGUGGGAGAGCUAAAGGACCUGCUUACCAACAGCAAGGGUGAGGUGAACCACAUCCGCCGCAUUGUCCUGGCCUGCGAGCGAGACAUGGAAGACUUCACGGCCGCGAUGGAUGCUGUCAAUGUUGACCUUGACGAGAUGCGCGCCCGCGUAGAUGCAACCCACUCCAUCAUCACCAGCCGCCAGCGCGUGGAAGCCACCAUGACAGCCGAGAUCUCGACCAUGCGUCUGGACAUCGGCGACAUCCAAGAAGCCCUCAAGAACCAUGACUCCUGGAUGGAGGAUGUGUCCAACACCCUCCAGCAGAUGCAGGAGAAGGAAGAGAAUUUGAGCGAGGACAUGAUCAGCCUCAAGAAUGAGCUCACAGCCAAGCUGGACACGAAAGUGGACAAUGUGGCCUGGAAGGAGGCCAACGACGACCUCGAUGCGGCCAUCAAGACCGUGCGCGACAUGGUCUCUUCGCUCCGACUGGAUGUGGACGCCCGCCGCCGCAAGGUGGACGAGAUCCUGGCCACAAUCCGCCAUGACAUCACAUCUGUGGAAACAAACCUGGAGGAAUCCAAGGCCAAGCUGGCGAUGGACACCGACCAUGCGAUCAAUGCGCUGAACGGCCGUAUCGACUUCACGAACAAGGAUCUCGCGGCAACCCAGGAGAGCCUUCACACCACCCAGAACUCCUUGAGCGACUGCUUCAACGAGGUGGCAGUCGUUCGCAGCGACCUGGAGCGCAACGUGGCCGACACGGAGGCGCGGCUCAAGAACGACAGCCGCUCCAAGCAGCAGGAGGUGAUGGAGAAGAUUGGAGAUGUGGAGCAGCAGUCCGAGCUGCGCUCGGCGGAGUCCUCGCGUCGGCUGGGCGCCCUCGACCUGCGCAUGAGUGGCGUUCAGGGAGGCUUGGGAGAGCAGAAGCGUGACAUCCUCAAGCUUCGUGAGGAGGUGAACGGCCUGACCGUGAAGAGUGCCAGCCACGAGGUGGACAUCCAAAAAGGAUCAGAUGCAGUCAAGAAGAUGGAGAAGCAGCGCAACUUGGAUGGACAGAACUUCAAGGCCCAGUUGGAUGCCAUCCACGACGUGCUGGACACCAAGGUCAACGAGAAGCCCUUCGAGGAUGUGAAGCACUGUGUGUCCUCCCUGACCAAAGGUGUCGUGAAGUUUGCACAGGUCGUGGGCGUUUUCCCUGGCCCACGCUUUGACGACGCCGAGGGCGGUGACGGAACCGAAGCAGACGUCGAACUUCUGGGAUGGGAGGAGAGCGCGGAGACCCUGUCCUUCCGAGUGGACAAGGCCUGGCGCCAGCGCUGCUCCCAGCGCUUCCGCAACAUCCUGGACAUGAUUGCCAAGAAGGCGGACCAUAGCGUCCUGCGUCUGCUUCAGAUUUCGCAGCAACACAUCGAGUCGCAACUGGAGCGUGUGAAACACGAGCGCGAGCUGUGGAAGGAGGUCGUGGAGCGACGUCAGCAGCAGCCCCUCCAGUUGGCACUUUCCAUGAAGGAGCAACUGGGCCGCACCGUACAAAGAACCACGGUCUUUGUGUCACCCGGGCAUAAGAAGGCCGGAAAAUGCGGUGCCGGGUUUCAGAGAACUGCCGAAGCCAUGACUCUGAAGAAGGUGCGCAGCGCCCCUGAAUUGCUGAAGCUUCCUACGAAGGUCAAACAGAAUUGCAGAAUUGCCUCGAACUGCAAGGCUGUUUUGGAAUGGAUCUUUACCAAGAGCACAUACUAUAGCCUCCCUUGUGGUUGCCAGUUAGACAUCAAGGCCCUUGCAGGAAGCCAGGCGCCCAAAUGGCUGCGGCUGCGCUGCGAGGAGCCGCACGGAGGCGAGCGUUUGGUUCGGCGCCCCUUGCUUCUGGAUUCAGAUGACAGCUUGGCAGAUUUCUUGCAGAGGGUCGGGCCUUGCUGUCUCUUCGCGGAUAUUUGGGCUAGCGUCGAGACUUUGGGCGUGAAGGCGCCGCCGGAGCUCCAGGUCGUAGCACAGUACUCGUUUGACACGGAGAGUUGUGCAGUCCGCCGCGCGAAGGUUCCAGAGACCGGAGAUUCCGGCGUGGUAUCCAUGGUCGAUCGCGACGCGCAGACGUGCCAGGUCUACUUCGACCACCGGCUCGGUUCCGAAGCGCUGAGCGUCGCCUUCCGCCACCUCAGCCGGGAAGGAGGCGGCGCCGGAAGCUCGCAGAUGCGCUUGGAAGCCUUGGAAGCCUUGGAAGCCUUGGGCUUCGAGUCUCCCAAGAAGCUGGAGGCGUCCGAGGCCCAUCAGGAGUUAGAUGUCGCUCCGCUCCUGGGGAACGCCUUGGGCGCUGUGGCGAGCGCAGGAUACUGGGAGGGCGCCUUGGCUCACCUUGGCGCAUCUCCGGCGCCCGGCCCUGCAGGUUGCGACGACGGGGCUUUGGCAUCUGCGCUGGAAGCCUCGGCUGCAGCCAAGGCUGAGGCCAGUGCUGCCGCGCUGCUUGAAGCAAGCAGAGCUGGCUUGAGGUUGAAAGACCUCGACGAGAAGGUGGUACGCCACAAUCGUGAGCACUGGCUGGGCUUGGAGUGCUUGCAGGAGAAAGUGGGUGAUCUUUCCUCCACGCAGAGAGCGCUGCACGAGGAGUUUGCCGCCAGUGUGAAGAAGGACAUGUCGGCCUUUCGCGAGCACGUCGCUGACCUGUCGACAAAAUGCCAGGCCCUGGCAGACUUAGUGGCGACGAUUCGCACAGAGCUGGGGGGCAAGGCUUCGCAUGACCAGCUGGAGGAUCUUGAACACCAGCAGUGCAAGGCCUUCGAGCGCUUCGUCGCCCGCUGGGAAGCAUGCGCCGAGGCCCGUCGAAGGAAUCUGAGGAAUGAGAUGAGCAGUGCGAUCGGCGAGGUACGCAGGCCCGCAGUCAGAACCGCCUCCGAGCAGGCGCAGCUCGGUUCAACGCCAAGUGGCCCAAGUCGACAGACGGAGUCGCGACGACACGAUGAGCUCCAGGCCAGCUUGCCCUCGGCAGGCUUGGAGGAAGUGGUGCGAAGGGUGCAGGCCGAGCUCACUGAUCUCAGGCGGGAGCUCACGAGCUUGAGAACGGAGGCCAAGCAGGCCAGCCAGCUGAAGCUGGAAGGCUUGACUGAGGCAAGGGAGCAGCGCUACCAGUCCCUCUCAGCCACAGUCGAAAGCCUGAAGUCGAGUUUUGAGGUCAUCCGCAGAAGUACCAAAGAGUCUUCAGACACGCGGGAGCAGGCGCUGCUCGACGGCCUCCGCCUCCGUGCAGAUGCCUGUGCGGAGGGGCUGGCUUCUGAGGUGCGGAUUCGGGAGGAGGCAACACAGCGGCUGGAGUCACUCUUGCAGCAGACGCGCCGGGACCUGGAAGCGAAGCUGGAGUCAGUUCGAGGUGCUCUGGAAAAGCAGCUCCGGGGCACCCUGAACCACAAGGACAAGGAACUGCAACUCGAGCUCAUGGGUGCCAUGCAGCUCGAGCUCCAGAAGAGACAGGAUGCCGAGACCUCUCUUCGAGAUUUGCAGUGCGAGAUGGUGGAGAUACGCUCCAAGCUGAUGCGGAAGGAGCACGCCCUUCUGGAAGCCACGGGCUUCAAAGAGCCCGUGGCUGAAACGCGAGCCUGGCGCCCUGGGCUCACAGGCACGCUCUUUGCCGAGCCGACACCUUCCCGAGAGGCAGCUCCAAGCAGCAGCACAGGACCCUCGUCUCAGGCAGGCAGCCCGCUCAAUGAUCCCCGGGCCACGGCGACUCCGGCUGUUCUGCGUCCCAUGUUGCAGCCACGAUCUCACCAAUGGCCAACCUGA